AUGGAUAUCUCCGAUAUUCUUCAAAGCCUUGGUUCACGCCCUGCUGAGCGUGAUCCAUUCGCCGAAGACCUCGGCGACCCAUUCGCAGCAGAUAGGGGGCAACAGUCAGGGCAGGCAGAUUUACAAGCAUUAACGAGAACUUGGGUCAAUGAGCGCGGCGCCGCUGAACUUCUUCCCUGGCCCAGAGACGGCCUAAUCGAACGCGCAACAAACCGCAUAAAGCAACAAAUCGAGCUCGUCGAACAGAUGACCGGCGACAUGGACCCCAAGACGAACUUCAGCCUCAUCAUCAUCCAAACCGAAGUCGAACGCUGGAAAUUCCUCAUCCGUUCCUACCUGCGAGCCCGAAUUGCCAAAAUCCAUAAACAUACCUUACAUUACCUCUCUACACCAGCGUUAUUAGAACGAUUGAGCGAGACGGAAGUGGCAUACGCGACAAGACAUCAGCAGUUAUUACACAACCAUUAUUUGAGCAGUUUUCUUGGGAGUUUUCCCCAGAAUCUGCAGAAUUUGAAUGAUACGGCGGGGGGCAUAAGCAUGAUAACUGGCCCCGAUGAGGAUGGGGGUGUGUUUGUCCGGGGAUUGGGCUCAAGAGAUAUUGGUGGCGAGGGGACGAUUACUGUUAGAGGUAGAGGGAGAGACGGCGAUGGGGAGGUUGAGGUUGAGAGAGGAGAAGUGGUAGUGGCUCGAUGGUCGGACGUGAGGGACUUGGUUGAGAAAGGGGAGAUGGAGCUGGUUUGA
Hyaloscypha bicolor E is the source of this 741-nucleotide messenger RNA. RefSeq names its product DNA replication complex GINS protein SLD5. The transcript is spliced from 2 exons. The coding region runs from base 1 to 741 and encodes 246 amino acids. The record is from RefSeq and is a predicted model, not a curated record. Gene Ontology annotation, biological process: DNA-templated DNA replication; double-strand break repair via break-induced replication. Gene Ontology annotation, cellular component: GINS complex. Lineage: Eukaryota; Fungi; Ascomycota; Leotiomycetes; Helotiales; Hyaloscyphaceae.